Molecule: messenger RNA, 1311 nt
Organism: Iphiclides podalirius (scarce swallowtail)
Lineage: Eukaryota; Metazoa; Arthropoda; Insecta; Lepidoptera; Papilionidae
Source: the annotation of a GenBank genome assembly
AUGUUACCACCUACGGCCGGUAUAGCACAGGAUCAACGCGACCGGCCCGAGAUGGCGUACCAGCAGAGACGUGACGUUAGAGAAAUAACGAGGGACAUCAUCAGGGACGCCCGCGUCAGUAAUCGACAGUCCAUGUCGCCUGGAGCGCGCGACCGUUUCCCGUCGACCUCGUCUACGGACGACAACGAGUCCGGCACCGAUGGCGAGGCGGACCGGUCGAGGCGCGCGAUGGCGCACGCGCCCCCGCCCGGCAUAGUGUCCGUGCGCAAGAGACGCGGCAACUUGCCGAAGCACUCGGUGAAGAUCCUCAAGCGCUGGCUGUACGAGCACCGCUACAACGCAUACCCAAGCGACGCGGAGAAGCUCACGCUCAGCCAGGAGGCGAAUCUCACGGUGCUGCAGGUGUGCAACUGGUUCAUCAACGCCCGCCGCCGCAUCCUGCCCGAGAUGAUAAGGCGCGAGGGCCACGACCCCCUGCAUUAUACGAUCUCGCGGCGCGGCAGGAAGCAGCUGGGCUCCGGCAGCGGCCAGCCGGGCCUUUUGGUUGGCUCCUGGGACAACGAGCAGGAGGCGGAGGGCGAGCGCGGCCGCGACCACGAUUACGGCGACGGGCUGCUCGUGUACCGCAGCGACGGCGACGAGGUGGCCGACGGCGAGGAGGGCUACUCGUCGAGCGCGGUCAGCGAGGAGGAGGUCAAGUACGACCCCUCCGUCUGGCAGUCGGUCAUCCGCUACGGGCCGGAGGACCGCGAGCUGCACCCCGCCGCCAGAGGGAGCGCGGCGGUGGUGACGGUGCGCACGUCUGAGGAGGCGGCGGCGGAGGAGGCGGCGGCCGGCGGCGGCGAGGGGGGCGCCGGCGGGGCGGGCGCGGGGGGCGCGGGAGGCGGCUCCGACGGCGGCGGCUGGCACCCGCAGCUCGCGCACCUGCCGCAGCUGCCGCACCCGCUGCGCCGCCGCCUGCAGGUGGUACCGAGCAGCGCGGCGGCGGACGGCGAGCGCGACAAGUUCAAAUGCCUCUACCUGCUGGUGGAGACGGCGGUGGCCGUGCGCCAGCGCGAGAAGGAGCAGGAGGAGGCCAUCGGCGCACUGACUGCGUGCUGGCCCGCGGUCUAUCGGUGGACAGUCGCGCGCAUUUCACUUGGCUACGGUCGCGUACACAGGCGUUCAUCCGCAAGCGAGCUGUUCAUUCGAAUGCUGGCUGCUCGCGUACAGUCGCGUUCAUUUCGUCGGUACACAGUGUUCGGGCUAUCAACGUACCCGUCCACUGCGACAUCCACAAGAAAACUGUCGACGUUGUACUGUCGCGUCCAC